AUGAUUCAUUACAAAGCGAAAGGAUCUCCCGAAGUUGCUCUCCGAAUUGAACAAUUACUUCAACAACAUUCCAUUCCAACCGGAAGAGAAUUCCACCGAGGUCUAGAUCAUGGAACAUGGGUCAUUCUUAAUUCCCUGUUCCCCGAGGCCAAUAUUCCUGUCGUUCAAUGUUCCAUUGAUGGACAUCAAAGCUCUGUCGAGCAUCAUUUCCGUAUUGGACAAGCAGUAGCUCCAUUAGCUCAUGAAAAUGUAUUGGUCAUUGGUUCGGGAGUUACUGUUCAUAAUUUAAGAAAGAUGAAUUGGAAAGGAGGCGAAAAACAACACGUACAGAAAUGGGUCUUUGAUUUUGAUCAGUGGUUGAUCGAUCAAUUGUUGCAACAACGAAACGUGAAGAAUUUGUUUGACUAUGAGAAGCUAGCGCCCAAUGCAAGGGAUGCUGUUCCAUCGGAGGAUCAUUUUGUUCCCUUAUUUGUGCCUAUGGGAAUGGGAUUUAGUGGAGAAUUCGAGGAAGCAACGACGAAGCGUUUAGAACCACCUUCCAUAUCGUCCUCCGUUCAACCUCAAGUGUUGGAACGAUUUUAUGAUUUUGGAUGUUUGAGUUAUUUGGUUAUAUCAUUUUAA
This is a messenger RNA of Naegleria lovaniensis, 621 nucleotides long. RefSeq lists its product as uncharacterized. Gene Ontology annotation, molecular function: oxidoreductase activity, acting on single donors with incorporation of molecular oxygen; zinc ion binding; ferrous iron binding. Bases 1 to 621 code for a protein of 206 amino acids. The transcript has a single exon. The record is from RefSeq and is a predicted model, not a curated record. Lineage: Eukaryota; Heterolobosea; Eutetramitea; Acrasida; Naegleriidae.